GGUCGUGCUUCCUGCCUUUGCGAGAGAGGGGACGGUGCUGACGGCUGGGAGGACGAAAGGAGAGACAAGAAAGCUUUAGGGAAGCUAUAAGAGAGAGGGGAACGGCCCAGGUUUCCACCGUCCGUCGGGAUCUCAACACCCCCAUUUAUCUGUAGCUGCUGAAUCUGUCACCGAAUCGGCGCUGAAGAUGUCUACCAUUCGUCAGCUGAGCGAGAGCAGGGCCAUCCCGACCAGGACGGUGUUGAUCAACGACACAACGCAGCUACCUCAUGACUACUGUACCACCCCUGGAGGCACUUUAUUUUCUACCACUCCCGGAGGAACCCGGAUCAUCUAUGACCGUAAGUUCCUGCUGGACAGGCGUAAUUCUCCCAUCGCCCAGACUCCCCCUGCUCACCUGCCUGUCAUCCCCGGGGUGACCAGCCAACAUGUCCUGAGCGAGAACAAGAAGAACGAAACCAACAACCACAUCAACAACCGUGAUGGCAAGCCUGCAACUGGUGAUGAUGCCCAGUUUGAAAUGGACAUCUAACUAAUUGGAACGCCACCAACAGAAGAAAAUGACCUGGCAUUACACUUGCCAGAGGCUUGGCUUGUAGAAACCAAUGUUGUGAGCCCUCAUGGCAGCCAUCUUCUUUAGCUCUCUGUCUCGCUGCUGGAUGUAAUGUAUGUGAGUGUGUGUGUGUGUGUGUGUGUGUGUGUGUAUACUUCGGGGAUUCAGUACAUCAUACAUACAGGUUAAACUCUGCGUGGCCCUGGAAGCUAGGUUUAUUUGUAUUGGUUUCCAUGCUUAAGAGUCACUACCACACAGCAGGGAGCUGGCCCUGAACAUUGAUUACCCAGACAGAUUGUCCAUUUGGUAGAUUGCAGUGCUCAUACAGCUUUCUGCAAGUCAAGAUUAUAAACAGAGCACACUGUACAUCCGAUAAUAUUCCAUAAUAAUUAAGGGACACUGUGUGGAAUAAGUGGCAAUUUUAGGACCUGGCCUUAGAAUCACUCAAAAGCUUUGAUAUUCAUCACAGUCUUUGGUUUGGAAGACCCUUGUGAGCAUGUUUCUUUAAGUGAUUUAGUUUUUUUUGGAACUACUUGAAAAGCUCCACAAUCUAAUAUUGGUUGUUUGGUCUGUUUGGUUUCCUGUGAUGGUCUGUAAAGGGAUGCUGUGUGUGUUUUAUUUAGCAAAAAGGUGACGUUUUCAUGCCAUUCCAAGAUGUAAGAAUCCUUUACCAACACAGUUUUCAGUUUUCAGGGGUAAACUUUUCUUAUGAACGAACUUAAGGCUACGGUUUUGAUUGCUUUGUAAUAAUCAAAAGUUUCUAUUUCCCCCCCCAAAAAAUAAGCUCAUUGUAAAUCUGAAACAAGCGUAUCAGUUACAGAAAUACUUCGGGUAGGUAACCCCCCUAACCGUAACCCUUCAUUAUAGAAUAACAGUAUCAAGACACACAAUCAAGCUCAAAUGUGACCUUGUAAUGAAUCUUUUUAAACCUUUCUCUCCUGCCACAAAGAGUUUCUACGCUUUCUUUCAGAUUUGAGGGUUACUUUUGGUUUAGGCAAGAGAUUAGUUUUCAUAAUUCCAACAUGAAUUCAUUUGAAACUUUGCCACAUCUGCCGGGUGUUUUUAAAUAUUCAGAGCAUUUAGAAUAUUGUGGAAAUGGUUUAUAGUCCGAUGCUCAUUUUCUGGGUGAACUGAAAUGAUCCAGAUGUUUUAUAUGCAUUUUAUUUUUGAAUACAGUUUUUCAGUAUUGAGGGUAUUGGUUUGGGUACAAGCACUGUCAAGCAUUUAUUUUAAAUGUCAAGGAGUUUGGAAGACAUUGUUUGCAUGAUGUUUGACAGAUGCUGUCCAUGAUCUACACAUCUGUCCCCAGUGUCCUUCAUGUAUCCUUUAUAGUUCAUGUGUCAUGCCUACCCAUGCCUUACUUCACAUCAAUGCAGUGUAAGAAUUGGUUCCUUGUCGUCAAUUUGUACUUUCAAACAGAUUUUUAUUUUUUCACUGUAACAUUGAACAGGUAACGUUGUAAUCAGCAAUUGAACAAAACAAUUUUUUGACCUAAUUCAUUUCUUCAGACAGCAGCUGCGAAGUUUGAAGUUUGAUGAUGUAAAUCUCAUGUUUUGAUUUUUCAGUUCAGAUGGCAAUGUGGCCACAUGUUCCUGCAAUCCCAACAAUAUGUUGGGAGUUUUUUACACGACAAUGAUAGUCCUGCCUGAUUAUUAUACUGAUAUACACCAGAUGCAGCUGGGCAAAUAAAUCUCCACGAAUGUCCUGUUUUUCAGUUGUAUGGCUGAACUCACUGAAUGGCUGGAUUGAUGUCUAUCGAAGAUUUUCCUUUUUCUCUUUUUGGCUCUGUCAUUCAUGGUCAUGUUUGCUGACCAACACUUUGAGGGAUUUGUUUUGAACCCAUUUUGCAUUGCACAUUUUAAAGCGGUAAAACUCUUUGUAUCUGGCAUCAUAAUUCAGAAUUUCAAAUCUGUUUGGUUUGACAAUGAGGGCUUAACAUUGUUUGCUGAAGGAGAUUUGAAAUAAAAAUGACUGUAACGUUCUGUUCUGAUUUUGAAUAACUUCAAAUGAAACUGCAAUGCCACUGGACAUUGUUGCUGCAAGAUCAAUAAAGUUCCGUAACAAAUAAAA
This is a messenger RNA of Labrus bergylta (ballan wrasse), 2623 nucleotides long. RefSeq names its product eukaryotic translation initiation factor 4E binding protein 2 (gene eif4ebp2). NCBI's taxonomy places the organism in Eukaryota, Metazoa, Chordata, Actinopteri, Labriformes, Labridae. Gene Ontology annotation, biological process: negative regulation of translational initiation. The record is from RefSeq and is a predicted model, not a curated record. Gene Ontology annotation, cellular component: cytoplasm. Gene Ontology annotation, molecular function: eukaryotic initiation factor 4E binding.